CUUUCUCCUAAUUGUUUUGUUCGCUUUGGGCGUUCAAGAGGCUUGUAGAUUACCAGCAUUGUAUAUAAAGUAGAUCUGAUUAUUGAGAGAUCGUUAUACUUGCCACCAUGUGCGGACCGCUAACUUCAGGCCUCUCCUAUGUGCCAGAGCGGUAUAUGAUGGUCCUUCUGGGCUUCCUGUUGACCAUCAUCAGCUCCACGAUGAAGUAUGCCAUCGGCAUAGCCAUCACGGAGAUGGUGGUACCACACGCGGCCGUCCAUCACACCAGGGCUGGUGACUUGUACGACUGCCCUUUCCCUAACAAUACCUUAUUCAACCCUUCAACUGAUGUUCAGUAUUAUCACUCUAAGGCGGUGGAGCUGUUCGACUGGAGUGAGAAGACACAGGGGUUGAUCUUUGGAUCCCUCUACUGGAGCUAUAUGCCCCUGCAGACACCGAUGGGGGUUGCAGUGGAACGUCUGGGGGUCAGAUACUUGCUUGGGGGUGGAAUGCUGUUGGCCAGCCUCUGCUACCUACUCACCCCCAUAGCUGUCAUCAACUAUGGAGCUGUGGGCUUCAUUGUCACCCGCGUCAUCAUGGGUGUGGGAUUGGCACCCGCGUAUCCAAGCUUGAACGUGAUUCUGGCCAAAUGGGCUCCGCCAAAAGAGAAGAGCAAAUUGGCAGCUAUUAUAUACGCAGGUGAGAAUCUCGGGUUCAUAUUUUCGAUGGCGAUGAGUGGACUGAUCCUGGGUAGCGCCAAGGGCAAUUGGCCGGUCCUCUUCUACGUAUACGGUGCCGUUAGCGUGGCUUGGCUCAUCCUCUGGGCAUUCUUCGGGUACGACGACCCCGCCACCCACCCUUUCAUAUCCGCCGAGGAGAGGGUCUACCUGGAGGAUUGCAUGCCUCACAACGUCACUAAGGAAGAAUUGCCUCCGACUCCGUGGCUGGACAUGGCGAAGUCACUGCCUCUGUGGGGAGUGUUGAUCGCUCAAAUCGGCCACGACUGGGGCAUUAUCACCAUAGUGACCGAACUGCCGAGAUACAUGAAACAAGUGCUCCAUUACGAAAUUGAGGCCAACGGACUACUAAACGCCAUUCCUUACGUCGCCAUGACUGUGGUUGCCGUGGUCUCCGGUUGGGUCAGUGACUGGAUACUCCAUAAGAACAUCAUGUCUAUCACCACUGUGAGGAAGGUCUUCAACUCUAUCUCGGCUGCUGGACCUGCGCUCGGGAUCGUGGCAGCGAUGCACGCUGGCUGCGACAGCACCAUGGUGGUACUCAUGUUCACCCUCGGUAUGGCUCUCAUGGGCUUCUUCUACUCUAGUUUGGCGGUCAAUACUCUAGACCUCAGCCCCAACUACUCUGGUACACUCAUGGGUAUCCUUGCGUUUGGCGGGCUGGGUGGUAUCAUCUCUCCGUACCUUGCUGGCAUUAUGGCUCCUGAGGGAACAAUGGACCAGUGGCGAGGGGUGUUCUGGGUUGCCAUUUGUGUGCUGAUGGUUACCAACACAUUCUUCCUGGUCGUUGGCAGUGGUGAGGUCCAGCAUUGGAACCAGCCCAGAGACGACAAACACAGGGAGUCGCGCAAAGAGAUCCUUCAUGACUGGCCGCGCAACAGCCCGAAGGUUUGACGGAGAAAACUAGAUCAAUGGAUGGCGUCUGUCGAGGAAUACUCACAAAAUAUCUCAUUACCUAGACUGAUAAGAGUUGCAAGUUUACCUUAGUCCUUAUAUAAUAUAAGCGUGUAUAUUUUAAGUUUUUUUAACUAGAUCUAAAAUACUGUAUGCAUGUGUUAAUAUCUAGAUAGUUUUUAUACUUUGACUUGUACAAAUAUGUAGCAUCUUUUACAAAGGUUGUUGGUCUGUAAUCAUAAAGUUAGUAAAUAUGUCUUUAAUGUUUUAUUUAUCUUGUGUUUUGCAAUUAUGUAAUAACUUGUUAAUUUUAUGUUUGUAAAUAAAGACUUAUAAAAUAUAGACUGA
Homalodisca vitripennis (glassy-winged sharpshooter) is the source of this 1958-nucleotide messenger RNA. RefSeq names its product putative inorganic phosphate cotransporter. Lineage: Eukaryota; Metazoa; Arthropoda; Insecta; Hemiptera; Cicadellidae. The record is from RefSeq and is a predicted model, not a curated record. Gene Ontology annotation, biological process: monoatomic anion transport; transmembrane transport. The transcript has 10 exons. The coding region runs from base 108 to 1610 and encodes 500 amino acids. Gene Ontology annotation, molecular function: transmembrane transporter activity.